AUGGCGGUCGAUCCCCUCACGGACGAGGACGAGCAGUACGACUCGGCGAACGACUCGGAUUUUGCGCCUGAUGGCGAACCCAACAUAGUAUCCUCUGAGGACGAGGGCGAGGAAGGCGAGGAAGGGCGAAAACGAAAAAAGUCACGCAAAGAUACGACCGAUAAAUCCGCCAUUGCAGAUGACGAUGUCGUUUACGAAAAUUCCGGCGAUGAGGCCAUUAUUACCAAAGGCAAAAAGAAGUUAAAGAAGUUAAAGAACGCAGAUGAUGAGGGUGGCGAGGGUGGGUUGAUCAAGACUCGGGCGCAACGGGCAGCUGAGAAGGAAGAGCGGCAAUACGCAGCAAAUACAGAUCCAGUGACGGUCGACGUCGAUGCCAUUUGGAAGCAAAUGCUUUCCGGCCAGCCCAUUGAACCAGAGACGACAAGAGAAACCAACGUCAGCCAGGCCAUUUCAACAGAGAUUUUUCAAGAAGCCGAAAAGCAGGAUGACCCCCCCGAAAUGAUCAAGAUCAAGCGCACCUAUAACUUUGCCGGCAAGGUGCACACCGAGGAGAAGACGGUAGCGCGCGACUCUGCCGAAGCCAAACUUUAUCUCGCUUCUGAAGAAGGGCAAGCAGCGGCCGUCGCCGCCGCCGCGUCGCCGCCCAAGCGCGCGACUCGAAAGGCCUUCCGCUCCGCGUUUGAGCCCAUCGUCACCGACGCGAGUGGUGUGCGCCGGCUCGACCUCAACCUGGGCAUGGCGGCGCGACUGCAGGCGGCCAAGGAGCUCCAGGCCAAGAAGCUCAGCACGGUGGAAAAGAGCCGCAUGGACUGGGCCGGCUACGUGGACAAGGAGGGCAUCCAGGACGAGCUGGCGCUCGCGGGCAAAUCCAAGCACUCGUUCGCGGCGCGGCAGGACUUUUUGGCGCGAAGCCAGGCGAUCCGCGACGAGGACUCUCGGAGGGCACGAAUGGCCGGGCGAACGUGA
Messenger RNA from Akanthomyces muscarius, 966 nucleotides. RefSeq lists its product as uncharacterized. The coding region runs from base 1 to 966 and encodes 321 amino acids. The transcript is spliced from 2 exons. Lineage: Eukaryota; Fungi; Ascomycota; Sordariomycetes; Hypocreales; Cordycipitaceae. The record is from RefSeq and is a predicted model, not a curated record.